Messenger RNA from Microdochium trichocladiopsis, 2439 nucleotides. RefSeq names its product topoisomerase II-associated protein PAT1. The transcript has 2 exons. Bases 1 to 2439 code for a protein of 812 amino acids. Gene Ontology annotation, biological process: deadenylation-dependent decapping of nuclear-transcribed mRNA; P-body assembly. Gene Ontology annotation, cellular component: P-body. Lineage: Eukaryota; Fungi; Ascomycota; Sordariomycetes; Xylariales; Microdochiaceae. Gene Ontology annotation, molecular function: RNA binding. The record is from RefSeq and is a predicted model, not a curated record.
AUGGCUUUCCACAACACCGCGGCGCCUGGCUUCGGCCAGACGUAUGAUCCCUUUGCGGACCUUUCGGGUCACAGCAAUAUGGAUGAUGCGCUCGAGUUCGACGACACCUACGAUGGGCUUGGCGACCAGCUGGACGAGACCGAUGACGCAUUCAACGACGACACCUUUGGUGGCGGCAAUGAAGGCCCCGUGGCCUCGAACAAUGUCGGCAAGGACUUUGAUUUCUUUGGCCAGACUGCCAAGGUCGCGGGGGCUUUUGAAGAGGAACAUCUUCGGUACAACCUUCAACAACCCGCUACUCGAGCCGUCCCUCCUCCCGCAUCCUACAACUAUCAGACCGGCUACAACUAUCAGCAGCGACCUGCGCGAACCGGCUAUGAGAAGUAUAAGGAGCCCGAGCCCGAAUUGCAGGUGGACGCUUCCAUCUGGGGUGUAGCGCCAAAGAAGCCUACGAUCUCUACUCCCACACCUCAAAGUCAGCCUACUCCUCCCGCAGCUUCACGGAAGAUGAUGAGCCUGGAAGAGGUAGAGGCACAGUUGAGAUCUUCGUCGAAGGCCACACCUCCUGUUCAGCAGUCGUACGGUGCCUUUGGUCCUCCCGAUGCGCAGAUAUCUCCUCACCAAGGGCAGUAUCAACGUCAACAACCUGUCGACCCCCGACAACAAUCAUUCGACAACCGUCAGGCGCAGGGCUUCCCACAGCCUGGUCAGUCUCCUGGCUUCAGUCAUGGUCAUCCCAUCACUGUCUUGCAGCGACCCGCCUCCAAGCACACUCCGCCCACGGGACCAAGCGUCUCUAGCCCUCUAGCUCAGCUUCAGAAUCAGCAACCUGCUAUGAUGGCCCCGACGCAGAUCCUGCAGAAUCCCAACCGUGCCCAGGCUGGGGUCCCUCCCAACGCAGCCCACCGAGCUCAGGGCUCAUUCAACCGCCAAGCCCAGGAUCACUCUCAGGCACCUCAAUUGAGUGACGAAGACAAGGCUGCAUUCGUAGAGGCUGAGGCUCGACGCGCCAAGCGGAAUCACAAGAUCUUCGUGCUCUCCAAGGAUAACGGACUGAUGACUCCGCAGGACAAGAGCUUCAUCACCCGCAUCCAGCUGCAGCAGCUGGUGGCGGCCACUGGCGAUCCUAACGAGCAUGGAACUGAUGCCGCCCUCGCGGAGGACUUCUACUACCAGGUCCUAAGCUCUCUCCGGGCUGGGCAGCGUCAGAACCCGAACCAGCCGCUCAACAAUUUUGCCCAGACAUAUCUCGUUCAGACCGGUGGCCGCCAUGGCGGUAUGCGUCGCCAUGGUCGCGGUGCAGACAACCACGUCCAGCGUAUGGAGCAGCAAGUGCAACGCGCGGUCGAGGCUGCCAAGAACAAGCCAAAGAAUAAGCAGCUUGUCAUUGAAGGCAGUCUAGGAAAGAUCUCCUUCAGCAACGCCAAGACCCCGAAGCCGCUGCUGAACAUCAAGCGUAAUGAUAGCUCAACUGAUGCCAACCGUCCAAGCAGCGCGCAGCGGUCGCACGCCAAAAUCUCGGACACGAAGGCCACCUUGAAGGAUAUCGAGAACGUUUACCUGACCCUUAUGAAGAUGGACGAUCUGUCGAGGGCUAUGCCUCCGCCUCCACCGCCCGGUGAGAACCCGGACCAGGCUUUUAUCGAUCGCCAGGCCGAAUUUCAGGAACUCAACCAGCGACUGUGGAGCGAGCUCAAGGUCCACGAGUCUAUCGGAGCCACGUCCAUUCACCCUUUCAUUGCCUUCAUCUCGUACCCCAAGGGCAAGAAGGCAAUUCCCCGCGUGUUCCGGCAUCUCACCCACGAGCAGCGCACGACUAUCCUGACCAUCAUUGUGUUCCACUUGGAUCAGCUUGAUGUUGUGCGUGGUGCCCAGGUGCAGACUGGUGAGCCUGUCUCUCUUAAUGCAGCCAUGCGUGAGAACAUUGAACUGUUCUCGAUGUCCGUCAUGCCAUGCCUUUUCCAACUUCUCAACGAGUCGGAUCUCCCGAUUGUCACUGGUGUAUUGGGCCUCAUCACCCAACAUGCCAAUGUCGACCAGGUUGCGCGCACGCGCAUCGGUGUCUCCAUGUUCACCAUGAUUCUGAGCCGUGCCGAGCUGCUCAAGGAAGCUGGUCAGGCGAACGAGCAGACAUGGGGUCAAUGGGUUCAACAAUUCAACCAGUUCUUCAACGUCCUUGAGUACACCCUCCCUAAUAUCUUCCCUGGGUCCGUCACAUCCGGGGAGGACGUGUACGUCUGGCAGUUCUUGGCAGCCAUCGGUAUUGGCGCCAGCCAGGAAGAGCAGCAGCGACUUGUCACCUCCGUUCGAGACCGUGUCAUGGGUACUAUCAGUAUGGCCAAGACUCUGCCUGCGGACAUGGCCAAGCAGCGCCUCGACAACGUCAACCUUUUCAUGCGCUCCAUCGGCCUCGAUGUUGAACUCCUCAACGUUGAUUAG